Messenger RNA from Blepharisma stoltei, 1147 nucleotides. The record is from the annotation of a GenBank genome assembly. NCBI's taxonomy places the organism in Eukaryota, Ciliophora, Heterotrichea, Heterotrichida, Blepharismidae.
AUGCCGAAAUAUGAUCGAGAGUUAUGGUCUCAAGAGGUGCGAUCUAUGUAGGCAGACGACGCCAUUGCUGCUCUUGUUAAAGAGUUUGGACUUAAGCAUUGAACUCAAAUUACCAAAGCUUUAAGCGACAGAUACGGGAUUAGAGGAAAGUAAUCCUUAUAUAGAUCUGGCAAGCAAUGCAGAGAGAGAUGGUUUAACCACUUGGAUCCUGAGAUAAAAAUUGGUUGGUGGACCGUUGAAGAGGAAAAGACACUUUUUGAAAGCCAAAAACUUCAUGGAAAUUGUUGGUCGAAAAUCGCCACUUUUCUUCCAGGGAGAACAGAAAACGCCAUAAAAAACUAUUUUUAUAGCACCAUUCGAAGAAAUUUAAGGCGUUAUAAUCGAAAAGUCCCUGAAAAUCAAAGAAUUAGUGGCUCUAUUUCCGAACUGAUCCAAAAGCCAGAUGUUGUGAGUCUCUUAAUGAUUCCUUCGGAUCGUAAAAAAGCUAAGCCAGAAGUCGAGCAAAAUUUGUAAAAUUUAUGCAGGCGAAAAUCUUCAAGAUUGCAAGCUAUUAAAGAAGUUAAGCCAGAGGGUAAAGAAGUAAAAUCUGCUGACGAUGAAGGCUCGUCAAUUCUGUAUUCUCUUUAUGAAACGCAGAAGGAAAACCCUUCCCCUCUUCCUCCUCCACAGACCAAACCAAAAUCUAAGCCCAGGCCAGAGAUAACCAUAUCCAAUUCCACGCCAAUCCCACAACAGGAGAUAUCAGAAGCUACUAGUAUUUUUGAGUCUCCUUUGAUGAAUAAUUUUUACAUGGCACAGCAAAACAAUAUCCCAAAACCGGUUGAGGAAAUUCCAUCAGUGUUUAAUUGGGAUCUCUUUUUGAAUCCUAUACCUGCAGAGAGCUUAGUAAGUUUCUAUGUAGAUUUCACAUCAAGAUUCUCUGCAAUCUUAUAAUCGAUCAGACUCAAUUCAAAGCUAUAUAAGAUGCGACUCACUCCAAAGCUAUUUAAGAAGUGAUUCAUGUCAGGGAUUUUCAGGUGCUAUGAGACAAGAUUCAGGCGCAAUUAGACAAGAUUCUUUGAACGAUCAGCCACCAUUUGAUAUGAAUGAAUUCCUAUUCCCUCAUUUUACUCCGAAAGACACAUUUCAGCAUUGUUCGGAAAAGUAG